GUACAAAUUACACAGUUUACAACUUCACAUCGACAGCUUAAAGUCACUCGAACUCGUAAUUGAUUUUUUGUAAAGGAACAUUUUCCAGAUGAUAUCACACAUAGUUUAAUUUCAUCAUUCCCCAAAAUUAGAAACUUUAACUUUAUUAAGUUUGAAAAAAGAAAAAGAAAAAGGCAAUUCCACUCCACACUCCAAUCCAAGCCGCCGCCUCUCCGCUCUCCACCACCACCGCUCAAAAUGCGCCUCCUCCUUCUCCUCUCGUCGGCGCUCCUCGCCACCUCCCACUACUUCCCCUCCACCCCCUCCCACUCCGACUGGAACCCCGCCCGCGCCACCUACUACGCCGCCACGGACCCCAUCGACGCCGUCGGCGGCGCCUGCGGCUACGGCGACCUCGUCAAAAACGGCUACGGAAAAGCCACCGCCGCCCUCAGCACCGUCCUCUUCGAGAAAGGCCAGAUCUGCGGUGCCUGCUUCGAAAUCCGCUGCGUGGAGGACCUCCGCUGGUGCAUCCCGGGCACCUCCAUCAUCGUCACCGCCACCAACUUCUGCGCCCCCAAUUUCGGCUUCGACGCAGACGCCGGCGGCAAGUGCAACCCGCCGAACUCGCACUUCGUCCUCCCGAUCGAGGCGUUCGAGAAGAUCGCCAUCUGGAAGGCCUCCAACAUGCCGGUGCAGUACCGGCGGAUACGCUGCCGGAAGGAGGGCGGCGUGAGGUUCACUAUCGGCGGCGGCGGAGUGUUUAUAUCGGUGAUGAUUAGCAACGUCGCGGGCGCGGGGGACCUCUCGGCUGUUAAAAUCAAGGGGUCGAGGACGGGAUGGCUGCCGAUGGGGAGGAAUUGGGGGCAGAAUUGGCAUAUAAAUGCGGAUUUGAAGAACCAACCGCUGUCGUUUGAGAUUACGAGCAGCGAUGGAGUGACGCUGCCUUCGUACAGUGUUGCCCCCAAGAAUUGGGAAUUUGGGCAAUCCUUUGAAGGCAAGCAGUUCAAUUCUUAGAUUUUAGGGUUUCGGAGAAGAUGCAAUGGCGGAAUUGAGUCGAUUAUUUGAUAUUUGGAUUACCAGAUUAUGAUUGUGAUGCGAAUUGAAUUGUUCUAUUAUACUCCUAGUGUUAUGUUUCUCCUAUUUUUCCGUAGCUAUUAUCAGAAAGGGGAAAGAAUUCAUCAACAAAGAGCCAAA
Salvia splendens (bonfire salvia) is the source of this 1176-nucleotide messenger RNA. Its product is annotated as expansin-A13. Gene Ontology annotation, cellular component: extracellular region. The record is from RefSeq and is a predicted model, not a curated record. NCBI's taxonomy places the organism in Eukaryota, Viridiplantae, Streptophyta, Magnoliopsida, Lamiales, Lamiaceae. The transcript has a single exon. Gene Ontology annotation, biological process: plant-type cell wall organization. Bases 238 to 996 code for a protein of 252 amino acids.